CAAAUUCACUCAACUUUUUUCUCUCACUCCUUAAUCUUUUGCUCUCUGUCCUCCACCAAUCUACAGAACUCGCAGCAACUACCAGCAGGAUGUUGGAGAAGGUUGAAACUUUCGACAUGAACAGAAACAAAUCCGCCAUUUACUUACAAAACUGUGGACUCAGUGGAAACGCAGCUGACUCAGAAGAAGCUUUCAAAGCUAUGGUUCCAUUAGUCACUGAUGUUGAAUUAGAGCCUUACAUCAAAAGAAUGGUCGAUGGUGACACUUCACCUAUUCUCACUGGUCACCCUGUUCCUGCCAUUUCCUUAAGCUCUGGAACUAGUCAAGGCCGUCCAAAGUUUAUUCCUUUCACUGAUGAAUUAAUGGAGAACACAUUACAACUGUUUCGCACUGCUUUUGCCUUCAGAAACAGAGAUUUUCCCAUUGAUGACAAUGGCAGAGCUUUGCAAUUUAUCUUCGGCAGCAAGCAGUACAUAUCAACCGGAGGUGUCCCGGUUGGAACCGCAACCACAAACGUCUACCGCAACCCUAACUUUAAAGCCGGGAUGAAAUCUAUAACGUCUCCUUCCUGUAGUCCUGAUGAAGUCUGGGAAGAGAUUGUUACGGAUAUAAAAGAUGGUGUCUUAAGCAACCGUAUUACUGUUCCAUCGGUCCGUACUGCAAUGUCGAAGCUGCUCACACCUAACCCUGAGCUAGCUGAAACAAUCCGCUCCAAAUGUAUGAGUUUGAGCAACUGUCAUGACUACGGUAGCUCGGAAGGAUGGAUUGCUGCUAAUGUUACCCCGAAACUCUCUCCAGAGGAAGCUACAUUUGCAGUGAUUCCGAAUCUCGGUUAUUUCGAGUUUCUCCCUGUAUCUGAAACAGGGGAAGGAGAGGAGAAACCGGUUGGUUUAACCGAAGUCAAGAUCGGAGAAGAGUAUGAGGUUGUCAUCACAAAUUACGCAGGGUUGUAUCGGUACCGGCUUGGAGAUGUGGUAAAGAUCAUUGGUUUCUACAACAACACUCCCCAACUAAAAUUCAUAUGCAGGAGAAACCUAAUCCUCUCGAUCAACAUCGACAAGAACACCGAAAGAGACCUCCAGCUUUCAGUAGAAUCGGCUGCAAAGAGACUCUCAGAAGAAAAGAUCGAAGUCAUAGACUUCUCUAGCCACAUCGAUGUCUCGACAGAUCCAGGACAUUACGCUAUUCUGGGAGAUUUCAGGAGAAACAAACGAAGAUGUUCUUCAAGAUUGCUGCAACUGUUUAGACCGAGCAUUCAUCGAUGCGGGUUACGUAAGUUCCCGGAAAUGCAAGACUAUUGGAGCCUUAGAGCUGAGAGUUGUCGCAAAAGGAACUUUCCGGAAGAUUCAAGAACAUUUUCUCGGACUUGGUUCAUCGGCUGGACAGUUUAAGAUGCCAAGAUGUGUGAAGCCAUGUAAUGCUAAGGUUCUCCAAAUUCUGUGUGAGAAUGUGGUGAGUAGCUACUUCAGCACAGCGUUUUGACUAACUAUAAAUUGUGAAAUCAAGA
Arabidopsis arenosa is the source of this 1507-nucleotide messenger RNA. NCBI's taxonomy places the organism in Eukaryota, Viridiplantae, Streptophyta, Magnoliopsida, Brassicales, Brassicaceae. The record is from the annotation of a GenBank genome assembly.